Messenger RNA from Lactuca virosa, 651 nucleotides. Lineage: Eukaryota; Viridiplantae; Streptophyta; Magnoliopsida; Asterales; Asteraceae. The record is from the annotation of a GenBank genome assembly.
AUGACCACUGCUUUUGAUCACAACUUAUGUAAUUGUUUUAAAACCUCUUCUGCUGAUACUAAAAUGACCACUGCUUUUGAUCACAACUUAUGGUCAAAUGCAUUAUUUAUACCAGACACCACUAGCUCAGAUGUGAUUAAAACCGAUCAUGGAAACCAGUCAAAUGUGAUGAUAAAUCAAAUGGCUUGUCAAGUUGAUGAAGAUGAUGACAUAAUGGGAAAACCAUGGUUGUUGGAAGGCGGCAACGUGGUGGUGGAAUCACCAGAAGUGGCGGGUGUUGGUUGUGAUAAAAAGAUCGAGAUGAAAGCCAAGAACCCGAAAAUAGCAUUCCAAACAAGGAGCCAAGUAGACAUUCUUGAUGAUGGUUAUAAAUGGCGAAAAUACGGCCAAAAAAUUGUUAAAAACAACAAAUUUGCCAGGAAUUAUUACAAGUGCAACUACAAAGGAUGCAACGUGAAAAAGCAAGUUCAAAGGCUUUCAAAGGACGAAGGAGUUGUAGUCACAACAUAUGAAGGCUUCCAUGCACAUACAAUCCCCAUGCCUCCCCAAGAUAUUAAUCAUAUCUCAAGUUAGAACAUAGCCCGAAACCGAAUUUUAUGUUUUUGUCAUUUUAUGUUGUCUAUUUUGAUGCGAGUAGUUUAGUUGUUUCUG